AUGCCAGCGCCACUUCCCAUCGUCUCGCCCCCGGUCGUCCACCACGUCAAGUAUCUCGAGCGGCACGAGGUCGUCCUUGCCCUCAAGCGCGGCGCGUGGUCCGCCCCCCGAGGCGACACGGUCGAAAUUCGAGACGCCGAAAAGGGCAGCCUGCUGUUCACAUUCCGGACUGACCGGUCUAGCCCAUGCUUGUACAACUCAUAUGGCAAUCUAAUCUUCUUCUUCCCCCGUCGUGUGCGCGAUGGGGUGACCGAGAUCAACGCGCACGACUCUAGCCGGCGCGCCGACAUGCGCGUUGCGGCGCCUGCGUCUCUGGCCCUCCCGUGUGGCACUGAAGCUCGUAUCUCCCUUACUGGCGGCAUGUUUGGACCCAACGGCGACGGCAACGUACUUCUGUUGGAUGAAGGCGUACCCGUCGUCUCGACCUCGGCGACGUCUCCACCUCGCCUAGCAUCCAGCGUGAUCGUCAACAAGGACACUUACUUCAUCACUGUUGCGCCUGGGUUUGACAUCUCGCUCGCAGUCGCCGCCUGCUUAAUUUUUGAGCAGCUCGGGAGUUAAGCUCCUAAACCGACAUUGAUAAACUGAUCUGGAAGUAGAGGCAUACAGGCUAGCGCAGAGCCGACGUAGAAUAUAGGGUGCCCCAGAUCCUGC
Messenger RNA from Cutaneotrichosporon oleaginosum, 654 nucleotides. RefSeq lists its product as uncharacterized. The record is from RefSeq and is a predicted model, not a curated record. NCBI's taxonomy places the organism in Eukaryota, Fungi, Basidiomycota, Tremellomycetes, Trichosporonales, Trichosporonaceae.